CAGUCUGCUGUGUGGCGCCUUCAGGUAGGAUGGAGAUGGGACCUUGUGUGGUUCUGUUCGCCGUGCUGACAACUGUGUUCGCUCAGAGCAGCUGCCCUCCAGGCUCAUUUCGGGAUAUUCACACUGACCAGUGUAAAAUUUGCCCAGCAACAACGUACACAGACCAGCCGAACAACAACAGCCAGUGCAAGAGGUGCCACAUGUGUACAGGAGGUCAAUUUGAAAUCCUACAUCCCUGCUUGGCGACCGCCAACACCGUCUGUGGUUGUAAACAGGGCUUCAUGUGUACAAGGAGUGAUUGUAAAUCUUGCAAGCCCCAAAGGAAGUGUAAGAAAGGACAGGAGGUAACACAAAAAGGCAAUUCAUUUAAGGAAACCCAGUGUAAGGACUGUGAGAACGACAUGUACUCUGAUACAGAGGAUGGUGUCUGCAAACCCUGGACAGACUGUUCAGCAAAAGGUCUCCAGGUGGUGCGGAAUGGCUCCAGGACGGAGGAUGUAACGUGUGGGUCUUUCCCUACAGUGGCGACAACCAGCCAAGGAAGGGGCAAAUACAGAACUCUGAUACCAUCAGACCAUCCGAGGAACAAAGACAACAAGAACGAUGGGAUAGUUGCAAUUAUUGCCAUUAUAUUGCUGCCGUGUGUCUUCAUUCCAUUCAUGCUGUUCAUGAUGGCACAGUCCAAGAGAAAGCAGGACCCUGACCAACUGGUUGUGAAAAACAUUGAGGAUUUUCCGUUGACCUUUACGGUGCCAAAGGACAUCGACGUGUGCAGCUGUCACUCUCCAGAAGAGGAGACUGGAGACUGGCAGCUCCGGCAAGAGACUACUCCCAAACCUCCGGAGUGACCCUGCCAACACCCUGAAGCAGGGUCAGGGACUUUGAAAUGAUUGGGGCAGCAUUACUCAGCACAAUAAUGAAACACAAGGUUAAUAACCUUCAGUCUACAUUUCACUCUCAGCUUGCAACUUCCCAGAAAGAAUUGGUUCAAAAUACUUUGCAAAGCAGAUUCAAAUUGCUACAGACAAUAACUCUGUAGGAUUGAAAAUAAUAUCAUACACAGUCAUGGAUGGCUCCUCCACCCACCGGCCCUCAAUUUCUGUCCGUUUCUAAGAUUAUGAUGUUUAAAAUGAUUCUUAUGAAAGACAUGCUGUAAAUUAUGUUUCUUUCUGCAUGAUCAAGUCUGAUGGCGAACUGUUAAGUAACAGCUACAGUACAUUCAGAAGAUUCAGGGAAAGAUGAGAAUAUUUUACUCACCCUCUUCUGAUUGAUAGCAAACUGCUGGAGAAGGCAUCGAAGGCAAAUGCAAUGUUAGCAUUCAUUUGAAGGGGACUAGAGUAUAGAAGCAAGGAUGUAAAGCCAAGGCUUUACAAGUCAUUGGUCAGACCACUCUUGGAGUAUUGUGAGCUGAAUUGGGCCCUUACUUAAGUAAAGAUGAGCUGGCAUUGGAGAGUUCACUCGAACGGCCCUGGGAAUGAGAGGGUUAACGUAUGAGGACUGUUUGAUGGCUCUGGGCCUGUAUUCACUGGAGUUUAGAAGAAUGCUGGGGGCGGGGGAGGAUCUCUAUUUGACCUAUCAAAUAGUGAUAGGCCUAGAUAGAGUGAACGUAGAGAGAAUGCUUCUAAUAGUGAGGGCGGGUUGGAUGUCCUAAGUCUACUCCUAUGUCUUGUGGUCUUAUGCCUUCUGGUAUUGUCAAGGGAGAAUUUUUCAGAGUUAUGGUUCCAGGAGUGGGAAUAAUUAUGGAGUUGGUUCAAGAGGCUGGCUGAAGGAAGGAAUGGAUAAGGUUGAUAAAGUGGGUGUCAGAUGAUAAGGGAGGGGGGUGCAGCAGCCCAAUGGAGCCAUCAUGAUUAUGAGAAGCAUUAAUAGAAUGAUACGGUUUUCCCCAGGGUGGCAAACACUGAUGCCAGAGGACAUACUUUUAAGGCGAAUUGAGGAAGGUUUGGAGGAGAUGCCAGAGAUGUGUUUUUUUUUAAUAUACAGAAAGUACUAAAUGCCGGGAGUACAUUGCUGGGAGUGCUGAUAGAGGCUGAUACAUUAGGGAUACUAAAGAGACUUCUCGGUGGGCACAUAGAAGAUAGAAACAUGAGUGCUGUGGGGUAUGUAGGAGGGAGGGAUUAGAUUAAUCAUGGAGUAGGUUUAUUUUGGUUGGCAUCUUGUGGGCUGAAGGGCCUAAGGUACUCUCUGUGUUGUAGCAGAGAAAAGUGAGGCUCUUGGUAUUUAAGAUGAAGCUCUAACAUCCUGCCUUACAUCAUACAAACUGUCUGUUGUGUUGAGGCUGGUAUUCUGGAGGUGGGAGAGAGAGAGCGGAGUCCUUGACUGCAGGAAAGAUUCAGUCAGUACAGGAAAGGGAGAGACAGAUCAUUAGAGAGGAUGUGGGAGUUGAGUCUGCUGUGGAGUGGAGAAAGAUAACUUUGAUCACUCUGUCUACUUUUUAAAUUUUAUUUUAAAAAUAGAUUUUAUUCAUAAUAAAAUAGCAUAUACAAAACCAGU
This is a messenger RNA of Hypanus sabinus (Atlantic stingray), 2490 nucleotides long. Its product is annotated as tumor necrosis factor receptor superfamily member 9-like. NCBI's taxonomy places the organism in Eukaryota, Metazoa, Chordata, Chondrichthyes, Myliobatiformes, Dasyatidae. The transcript has 7 exons. Gene Ontology annotation, biological process: regulation of cell population proliferation. Gene Ontology annotation, molecular function: signaling receptor activity; cytokine binding. Bases 30 to 848 code for a protein of 272 amino acids. Gene Ontology annotation, cellular component: external side of plasma membrane. The record is from RefSeq and is a predicted model, not a curated record.